AAUGACCGCAACACCCGCUGUUUGUUGUGAAGCGGCGGGCUAGUGUGUAUAAAUCUACCGAUGGCUGCAAACACUUGUUCGUGGGCUCAGAGAUCGAUUGAAUAUGGGGUGGAAACGCAAGUUGUCAUCUUCAGAACUACAACUGAAUCCUGCCAAAGCACCUAAGAGGGACUCUAUCUGCAGAUCUCCUUUCUCUCUCAAACUGUCUCCUAGUUCCUGGAGAAGAACGGUCUCCACCCCCACUAAGACGGAGUCAAUACAGACUCCAGAUCAAUCCAAUUGCCAGGAGCAGAACUCCAGCCCAGACCAUGGUGAGGAUGAUGCUGAUAGCGUCCUUGACUCCACUCCAGUUUCUUCCCCCCUGCAGUCAGAGGUGGAUGCAGAGCUGGGUCUGGUCAUCACUGUGGAUGAGGACAGGUGUGAAGGAGAGGACUGGCUGAAGAAACUAAAUAAAUUGAAUGUAAAGAAGAGUGGAAAGACUCAGGUGGAAGGAGAGUUCCCUGAGAAGAAUGGAGAGAUGGAUACAUCUUCAGAAGAGCUUGAGGAGGAGGAGGAUGAGAGUGAGGAAGAGUUGAGGAAGCUGGACAGAGAUUUAACACUCAAAUCUAAAAAGCUCAAACUCUCCUCUGUCAACGUUCGUAACAUCAUUCAUGAGGUGGUAACCAAUGAGCAUGUUGUGGCCAUGAUGAAAGCGGCUAUAAGGGACACACAAGAUAUGCCCAUGUUUGAGCCCAAAAUGACCCGUUCUAAGCUCAAAGAAGUUGUUGAGAAAGGGGUGGUGAGGAUGUGCAACUGGAACAUCUCUCCAAUAAAAAGACCAUGUGAGAUUAAGCCACCCCAGUUUGUGGACAUUCCCCUGCAAGAGGAGGAGGACUCUUCUGAUGAAGAGUAUUGUCCUGAUGAAGAUGAGGAAGAUGAAACGGCUGAGGAGACAUUUUUGGAGAGUGAUGUGGAGAGCACUGCCUCCUCACCACGUGGCGGCAGACGUUCUUCCUCUCAUACGCCCUCCCAUUGUGAUGAUGCCAGCAACAGCCCCAGAUUGAAGCCCAGGCUCUCCAGGCACCUGAGAGUUGAAGCAGUGCCUAUGGGUCCCCCUGCCCCACCUCCUCAGUCCUGUGGCCCCUCACGAUCCCUCAGGGCCCCUGACCCCUUCAUUGAGAAACUCCAUGCUGUGGAUAAAGAACUUGAACUUAGUCCUCUCUGCAUGGAGCCUUACCAGGCUCUGAGCAAUGGCAGUGGAGGGGAGCCGAAUGGCAGUCUGGUAGCCUGCCGUACUCGGUCAAAACGUCCUCUGAGGGACGUCCCUCUGGAUCAGCUGGAGGCAGAGCUCUGUGCACCAGAUAUCACACCAGAUAUGUACGAUAAUGUCUCCACACCAGAGGACCGUGAAUGGACCCAAUGGUUACAGGGACUCAUGACCUCUCACCUGGACAAUGAAGAAGAGGCUGAUGAAGAUGAUGACCCUGAAUAUAACUUUUUAGAUGAUCUAGAUGAGCCAGAUUUGGAGGAUUAUCGAAAUGACCGCGCUGUUCGAAUCACAAAGAAGGAAGUCAAUGAGCUAAUGGAAGAGCUGUUUGAUACGUUCCAUGAUGAGUUGGCAGCCAAUGAACAAGAAGAGGAAGGUCGUGAAGAAGAUGAGGAACGUGAUGAGGAGGCCAAUAACACUCCACAAUUUAAUGUUCCUCAAGCCAUUAGGUUUGAGGAGCCACUGGCUCACAUGUUGACGGCAUGCAGGCGGACCGUUAGAGAGCAGCUGGAUGCUUUGCAGCAGCGACGGGAGAACCAGAUUCGGACCACCCAACAUGCACCUGGGCCUGGCAUGGUUCUUUUGCAGCCCAGCUGUCCUCUGGUGCUCACGUCUCCUCAGAGAAUACAGCUGCAGCAGCAAAUACAGCAACAUGUCCAGUUACUGACACAGGUCAAUAUGCUGUGCAAACCAGUGGAGGUGCUACAGAGUGAAGCUCAAACCACCAAACAUUUCCUGGGGGAGUUGCUGUCGUUUGCGGAGCGGGCUGAGGAGGGGAGGUCAGCAGUUCAUUCAGGUUUUAGAAGCAUGUUUAGGGUGUGUAACUUGCAGUCCUCCCUCAAGCUGCUGGAGGAGUUAAAACAAUGUCCGUCUCCUCUGUAUCUUCCUCCCAAACCCUAUCGCCGUCACUCAGUUUGUCCCUACCCGUUGCUCCCAGCUGGUCUUGCAUGGCUGUUCGCCACACGCUCUGUGUUUCUGUACCCAGAGCUUCUACCACAUUGCAGUCUGGAUCCAGCCCUGCAUCGCACACGCAAAAAAUAUUACAUCAAAGGCGAAGACGGACUGUUAGUAUUGGGGUUAAAGCACUUUGCUGAAACAGAGUUCCCAUACCACCUGAUGAGCCGCUAUCUGAUCCGUGCCAAGCCUCAAGAGCAGCUGCGUGCACAUGUGAGGGAAAUGGCGUCCGCCAAAGCCCCACACAACAUAAUCAAGUUUUACUGCCAGAAUGGUGUGGUUCCUCCUUUGCCGGUGAUGUGCAGACCUGUUGUACCUGGAGAGGAGCGCCCUCCUGUGGAGAGAGAGCAGGACAUCAUGCCAAUCUGGCUGAAGAAAAGCUUGCCAUACAUCCAUAGGGGAGUUUUUCAGAGCAGUUCAAAGGUGACAUCCACAACCACCAAAUCUCUUACCCUGUCCUUCCCAAAAGGAACACGCUACCCACAAUUCCUCCCUAAAGGUGUUUCUCUUCGUCUACAUCCAAGUGUUAGUCAACCUUCACAGCCCAAAUCUCAGCGUAAGUUCCCCCCUACUCUCACACCAUUGCCGGAAGCUCCUCCGUGUCCCACAGGUGCAGGAAAUGUAUUAUCCAAUGUCUCCACACAACUUCCAGCACAUGGUGUAAUAUUAUUGGCCCAAACACCUAGCACUCCUAUAAAUGGGGUGUUCCCAUUGGUUCAGCCCUUUUUGACUCCUGCACAGGGGACCGUCCCACUUUGCGCUUCUUAUCCUAUUAAUUUCCAGUAUGUCACUCCAGAAUUGGGGGCUGGUAAUCUGGCACACCUUUCUGCCAACUUGCCCCCCACUGUAGUUCAGAUACCCCCCAGUGACAUGCCUCUACAUAGUACUGGGACAGUCAGGACGUGUGGCGUGCAGAAGAUGUCCGAUAAGCACAAGAAACGGACCAUGCCUAGAAAACUUGCUCCUUUGAAACCAGCCCCCCAGCUUUCUCCCCUCUCCUCUUGUACAAUGGGAAACGUAAGUAACCCUACUGUUAUAACGGACCAGCCAAUAUCCUUAAAUGUUACACAGAAUUUUCCAUUAGAUAAAGCCUAUGAAAAUGCUCCUCACCUGACUGCCACCACACAGAGAUUGGUCACAUCUCCCUCCCAGGAUCUUGUCAUACAGUUAGUACCUGGAACACAGGCCGUGGAAAAUGCCUCAAGUCCCUAUUUCGGAAAGACGACACAGAGGUCAGAAUGUGACUUUUUGCAAACCAUGAAGGACAUCACUCCUUUGCACUAUAGUGUUCAAAAUGGUCAAAGGACUGUUUGUUCUCCUCUGACAUCAGCAGCAGCAGACAGUUCUCAGUUUGUACUGGUUCAGACCAUUUCACCUACUGGAGUUCCUCAGUUCCUACUUUUGCCCCAAGACCCACUCAUUCUGAACCAACCUGCUCCACUUCAUGCUGAAGGUGCAGCAGGGAGUUUAUCCCAGCAGACUGCCUUUUCUGACAUUCCUGCUGGCUCCAUAGUACUAAAGAACACAGAGAGGACUGAGGUGCCUUUAAACACCACAACACCAUCCACAGAAGAUGGAGAAAGAAAGGAAGAGGAUGAGGAAAUGACUGGAGACAGAUGGGAAGAGGAAAUAGCUGGUGCUCUGUUUGGUAGUCCUCUCCUGGCACUCUCAGAGUCCUCUUGCAGCCCCGACUCCAGUUUGACCAGCAUUGAUGCAAGCACAGACAGUGAUGCUGAAGCCUCUGUGAAAGUGAAGACAGAUACUGGAGAGUGUCUUGCUGUCCAGUCGGGCUCUGGCAGUCAGGAAGCAUUAGGAGUGCACAAACACAGCACUGGAGAUGGGAAAGAGCAACAGUCCGGUGGGGGGGAGAAACAGAACGGUGGGAAUGAGGAUGUUGGAAGGGCUGAGGAGAGGGAGAGUGGGGGAGAUGGAGAGCGGGAUGAAGAUAAAGAAGGAGAGAAGAGCGGUGAUGGAGAAGAUGGCAGAAAAGGAGAUGGGGGUGGAAGUGGUGAUAAAGGAAGUGAAGAGAAGGAUGGAGAUGGAGAAAAAGAUGGAGAUGGUGAGCGGGAUGAAGAAGAGGAGGAUUUUGAUGACCUCACGCAGGAUGAAGAUGAGGAGGAAGUGAUGUCUUCGGCAUCAGAGGAAUCUGUGCUGUCUGUUCCAGAACUUCAGGUUUGUUUGUUUUUAGAAAAUAUAUGUUUUAGAUUUCAAUGUUAA
Pimephales promelas (fathead minnow) is the source of this 4417-nucleotide messenger RNA. The record is from RefSeq and is a predicted model, not a curated record. NCBI's taxonomy places the organism in Eukaryota, Metazoa, Chordata, Actinopteri, Cypriniformes, Leuciscidae.